Molecule: messenger RNA, 1872 nt
Organism: Austrofundulus limnaeus
Lineage: Eukaryota; Metazoa; Chordata; Actinopteri; Cyprinodontiformes; Rivulidae
Gene: pklr
Product: pyruvate kinase L/R
Exons: 12
Coding region: 97-1710 (537 amino acids)
Biological process (GO): glycolytic process
Molecular function (GO): magnesium ion binding; potassium ion binding; pyruvate kinase activity
Source: RefSeq, a predicted model, not a curated record
GAGGCUUGUUCAGGUGACUGCAGAGGUAGUGACAGACGAGUGCACAGCACAGACAGUAAAAACAGAAGAAAUACCAGAUUUCUGAGUGAACAGGACAUGGCUCUCAUCAGGCGCUACUCGGAUGUGAUGACCAUGCCGGACUCUUUCAUUCAGCGCCAGCAGCUCGAUGCCAGCAUGGCUGACACUUUCCUGGAGCAUCUCUGUCUGCUGGACAUCGACCAGGAGCCAAUCACAGCCCGCAACACCAGCAUAAUCUGCACCAUCGGUCCUGCAUCUCGAUCGGUCCCUAAACUCCAGGAGAUGGUUAAAGCUGGGAUGAACAUCGCUCGUCUGAACUUCUCUCACGGCUCUCAUGAAUACCACAGUGAGACCAUCAAAAACAUCAGAGAGGCAGUGGAGACCAUCACCUCUGACCCCUUGUGUUAUCGACCCGUGGCCAUCGCCUUGGACACCAAGGGUCCGGAGAUCCGCACCGGCCUAGUGAAAGGGAAAGCUGAAGGAGAGGUGGAGUUGGUGAAAGGCAGCCACGUGCGAGUGGUGACAGCAGAGAGUGACAAAGACAAGACAGACGGGAAGAUAAUCUGGGUGAACUAUCCCAGCUUGCAUAAAGUCGUCCAGAAGGGAAGAAAAAUCUACAUGGACGACGGCCUCCUUGCUCUCAGAGUUACAGAAAUAGGCUCCGACUGGGUGGAGGCCGUGGUGGAGACAGGCGGGGUCCUCUGCAGCCGUAAAGGCGUCAACCUCCCUGGCUGCGACCUGGUCGGCAUGCAGGCGGUCAGCGAGCAGGAUGAGGCCGACCUGCGGUUCGGGGUGGCCCACGGUGUGGACAUGGUGUUCGCCAGCUUCGUCCGCUCGGCCCAGGACGUGAAGGACGUGCGGCGGGCUCUGGGGCCCCACGGGAGACACAUCAAAGUGAUCAGCAAGGUGGAAAGUCGGCAAGGAGUUCAGCAUUUUGAGGAGAUCCUUGCUGAGAGCGACGGCGUGAUGGUAGCCAGGGGAGACCUGGGCAUAGAAAUCCCCGCUGAGAAAGUCUUCAUCGCCCAGAAGAUGAUGAUUGGGCGCUGCAACUCAGCUGGAAAGCCCGUCAUCUGUGCCACGCAGAUGCUGGAGAGCAUGGUGACCCACGCACGGCCAACCAGAGCAGAGAGCAGUGACGUGGCCAACGCCGUGCUGGACGGGGCCGACUGUGUCAUGCUAUCUGGGGAGACCGCCAAGGGCCUGUUUCCUGUGGAGUCGGUUGCAAUGAUGCACUCGAUCUGCAGGGAAGCAGAGGCGGCCAUUUUCCACCAGCAGCUGUUUGAGGAGCUGCGCCGCCUCACUCCUCUGUCCUCUGACCCCACUGAAGUCACCGCCAUCGGAGCGGUGGAGUCCUCCUUCAAAUGCUGCGCUGGGGCCAUCAUAGUUCUCACCACCAGUGGCAGGUCGGCACACCUCCUGUCCAGGUAUCGCCCUCGCUGUCCAAUCAUUGGGGUCACCAGAAGUCCUCAGGUGGCCCGUCAGUCCCAGCUGUUGAGAGGAGUGUUUCCCGCCCUCUUCCAUCCUCUGCCUGCUCCGGUUUGGGCCGAUGAUGUCGACAACAGAGUCAACUUUGGAAUGGAAAUAGGGAAAGCCAGAGGAUUUUUCAAGCCGGGCGACAUGGUGAUUGUGGUGACGGGCUGGAUCCCAGGGUCCGGUCACACCAACAUCAUGCGGGCAGUUAAUGUCUGGUGAACACAGGGGUCCUCUGAGUCCUGGACCGGUCUCCAGUCAUUAAUGAAUGUGAUCAUGUGAAAAACUCUGAGAUUAAACUGAUAAACUCUGAAACAUUCAGGCUGCUGCAACUUGUUGAAUUUUCUUAAACAUGAUGACUCCCUAAUAAAACUUGAAGCACUA